AUGGAUACCACGUCACCGGAUCCUUACAACGGCCAGAAGACGACGAAUGAAACAACCGGCGACGGCGGAGAUGAUGGCCUGGAUCAACGGCUUCUAGCCAAGUAUCGAGAGGUUCUAGCAAAAUUUGAGGGGUUUGAAAUUCUGUGUAGAGAACUUGGGUACCCACUACCCAUUGAAUAUGCUCAUCCUCGAGACUUGGCUAGGGUUCGGGAUAUGAUUGAUGAUUUGAUUCGUGCCUUGUCUGAGUUGAAGGCCAUGCUCCUAGCCGGUAAAUGA
Molecule: messenger RNA, 276 nt
Organism: Linum trigynum
Lineage: Eukaryota; Viridiplantae; Streptophyta; Magnoliopsida; Malpighiales; Linaceae
Source: the annotation of a GenBank genome assembly